Lobosporangium transversale is the source of this 3421-nucleotide messenger RNA. RefSeq lists its product as hypothetical. Lineage: Eukaryota; Fungi; Mortierellomycota; Mortierellomycetes; Mortierellales; Mortierellaceae. The coding region runs from base 173 to 3325 and encodes 1050 amino acids. The transcript has a single exon. The record is from RefSeq and is a predicted model, not a curated record.
CCACAAUUCUUUUUUUAUUCCUCAUUUAAGAACAUACAUCUCUUACUUCGUCUCAUUUCUCCUCCCUUUGCGAGGCUUUUUAAAGUGUUCUUUCCAUUCUUCUCCUUUUUCGUCUAGCGUUACAAAAGUGACGCAGCCAUUUCUUUGAUCCAUUCGGGGACAAACACAUUCCAUGCCUUGCUGGCCAUGGGAUCCACCUCCUGCGCAGUCAGGAGUCAUCUCAACGCAACUCACUCCCGCCAGCACGCCUUGCAGCAAUGCCACAGAUUCUGCUGAAGCCGAUGUAGGCACUGGCUAUAAUGACCACAACCACAGCAUUACCUCAUACCAUGAUGCUACUGUGCUAGAACAGACUAUCCUUGGCAAGAGAAGUGGCGAUAGUAACAAUGCCAGUCACGCUCUUGAUAGCUAUACUAUCAAUCGCCAUACCUCAGGGGCAACCGCUUUUUCUUUAGGAGACAUGGACACCGUUUUAACAUUUUUGGACCUUGAAAAGGCAUCCAUUUCUACAGCAGCCACUGCACUAACACUAGAUUCAAACAGCUCGAUACCCUUUCCAACUACCAUGGCAACAGCCCCUCACAGUUCAAACAUGGAUGUGUUGACUAGUGUUAAUACUCUACUCCCAAGAGAUGCCAUCUCUGAACACUUGGUUGCCAGCAGCAAUGGCAGCGGUACUGAUUUCGGUGACUUCUCAAGGGUUCUACGAUAUUUGCAAGCACAUAGAUUGACACCAAUCCGUUUAAAUUCUAUCGGCAAACCGCAUAUUACAGGCAUUAGUCAUUGGAAUGAUGAUACAGUGCCGAGUAAGCUAGCAAACCAUCCAAUAUUAUCUAAUUUUGAAGAUAACCUGUCCUUGUUCAAUCCCACGAUUAUUAAGAACUCGAGUUCAGAUGAGGCUCAAAAUGCCCUUCUGAAUGAAGACAGUCAUAAUGAUUUGAUGGCGGACAAUAAGAGGUCUUGCCAACAAAUAUCUCAACAACAACAACAACAGCAACAACAACGGCAUAGCAAGAAGAAGCUAAUGGUGCGCAAAACCCUUCCUAUCGAUGAACCUUCGAGUUGUUCUGGUGGAGGCGGUGUUUCAUCAGAGUCAGAUCACAAGGAAACGAUGGCUGAUCGAAUAGAUCAGGAGGAUCCUUUUAGACAUGAAUUGAUUGCGUCUAUGCCCUUGGAGCUUGAAACCAAUACGAGCCAUGUACACGAACUUCAAAACACAACUACCACUACUACUACUCCAAUAUCUGUUGCAAUUGAAUUACAGACGACUGAGCCAGUACCAAAGGCUGUUCGCGCGACAUACCCUCUCAUUACAAAGAAGAAGCGGCCUUGGCGUGUAGAGCGCGUCCUAAAGCAAAUGAAGGCGCUUUUUGUAUCUGAGCAACAACAAGAGCAGCAACAACUAGAACGAAAACGGGAAUUAAGACGACAACGGAGGUCACUAGUCCAGAAACGACAACAAAACCGAGUAGAUAAAUGCCACCAGCAAAUAUUAUUAGAGCAACACCAACAGUCGAUACGACAUCAAACAACAGAAGCAACAGCAACUCUAAUGACCUUGACGGAAUGUACAAGCGAGGAGCAGCGUGCAUUAAAACGUAGCCUGGCUAUGAAGGUUAGGGACACUUUUCCCACAUCUAAGGGAACCUUACUAUUAGCGCAAGCGCUCGCCCAAGCGAACACAGAGGUCGGCGGCGGCCUAGAGCAUACUAUUGCUAUUGAGAUGGCGCCAGUUGACACUAUACCGCUUGGGAAUUCCAAGUCCAAAAAUACAUUUACGAUGUCAGGCUGCAAGACCACACAAGUAUGUACUGUGGAUCUCGACACGCCAAGUGGUGGUGUUAGUAGUGACAGCAAUGAUAAUGAGGAACAGGAGGGAGAUGAGGAGGGGGAGGAGAUGAAACAAUCGAACAUCCCUCCAUCCGAACGCAUCUUUAUUUUUGUGGACAACUCCAAUAUUCUUACAGGGUUUUAUCAUCAUCAACAAAGGAUCUCUGCCGCAACAGCGGCUCAAAAAGAGCGAGACAUACCCAUAGGUCAGCAUCAUGUACACAGUCCAACAAAUCAAAAGGACAGCGUCUCUACAACACCAGAGCGUUUACUGGAUAAUACCAGAGGCAACGUAGAACCGCCAGACCAUGUAGACACAGAUCCAGAGGAAGAAACAAUCCUUUAUCCACGCCAGCCAAAGCGUCAGAUUACUAUGGACAAGACUCAAUUGGCUGAAGCUACUUUGCAUUUAUGCGGUUCAAGCAUUACAAUGUCCGAUAAUGCUGCUGUUGGGCAAGCAACCUCGCCUGAACAGUCGUCACCAAUUAAAAAUUCUAAACAAGCUGAAUGCGUUUCGUCGUCAGGGGCUAGGAUGGUCAAAGGCAAAUUCCCUAAAUUCAACUACGACAAAUUUUUUCGUUUGCUGAAACGAAAUCGAUAUGCAGAGCGGCAAGUCUUGGUAGGGUCCUCUCCUUUAUUUCAGGAACUAGAUGUGGCCCUGAAACAUCAAUACGAAACCAUUAUCCUGCGACGUGUUCGCAAAUUUGUUCAAGGCGAACUGGGUGCCCUGCCAGUGCCUGUAAAACAACUACGGUAUCCCAGUAAUUACCAAGAAGGCAGUGGCAGCAACAAUAGCGCAAGCAGCCUUAAUGCUGAUGGCAAUAGUACUCAGUUGACAGGGCCUACUGAUGGUAGAACUGCAUGUACUACUAGCUAUAUCGCAACAUCAUCAUCAUCAACAACAACUACAGCUGCUACAGCUUUUAUUACUACAACUACUACAACUACCACGAAAACAACUGCUUCCACUACCAUUUUGGGGAAAGACGAUGCUGUUGGAAUUAAUCAUGGUCUAGCGACAGCAGCCAAAACAGAACAAUGCGUGGAUGAACUUUUGCAUCUCAAGAUGCUAGAAACAUUGCUAGACCAUGAGCCAGCCACCAUGGUAGUUGCUACUGGUGACGGAGGAGAUAGUGAGUUCGGAGGUGGCGGUUUCUAUGGCGUGAUCAAGCGGGCACUUGAUCGAGGGUGGCAAGUCGAGAUUAUAAGUUGGGAGGAGCAGCUGAGCGGCGUUUACCUAGAGCUUGCGCUCGAGUAUGGGUACAUGUGCAAUAGAAGUAGCACUAAAUCGGGUAGAAAGCAUGGAUGUGGUGAUAGCACGUCAUCAUCUAAUCGAUAUUGCUCAACACAGCCCAAGCUACAGCGGAUCCAUGGUAGAUGGCGGGGAUCCAAUGAGGAAGAGGAAGGAGAGAGAUAUCAUCAUCGGCGUGGCCAUUUGCGUGUUUGGUGCCUCGACUGGUAUGGGGAUCAAUUCUUGACAGACGGAGCAGAGUAAGGUAGUUAGUUUUUUAUUCUCCCUCGGAAGAUAGAACUACAUAUUCCACAUUUGUCCUCUAGACAGAAAAUAUACACAAUUUGAAAGCUGCAGCAA